Messenger RNA from Sparassis crispa, 2109 nucleotides. RefSeq names its product Cohesin subunit rad21. NCBI's taxonomy places the organism in Eukaryota, Fungi, Basidiomycota, Agaricomycetes, Polyporales, Sparassidaceae. The record is from RefSeq and is a predicted model, not a curated record. Gene Ontology annotation, molecular function: protein binding; chromatin binding. The coding region runs from base 1 to 2109 and encodes 702 amino acids. Gene Ontology annotation, biological process: replication-born double-strand break repair via sister chromatid exchange; synaptonemal complex assembly; mitotic sister chromatid cohesion. Gene Ontology annotation, cellular component: synaptonemal complex; cohesin complex. The transcript has 7 exons.
AUGUUCUAUUCCGAAGCAAUCUUGUCGCGGCGAGGGCCCCUCGCGAAAGUAUGGCUCGCCGCACACAUGGAGCGGAAGCUCUCGAAAGCCCAAACUCUGCAGACAGAUAUCGAGCAGUCCGUUGACGCUAUAAUGGGUCAGGAGGUUGAAGUGAUGGCUCUGCGACUCAGCGGCCAGCUGCUGCUUGGUGUGGUGCGAAUCUACAGCCGUAAAGCGAAGUAUCUACUGGAUGAUUGUAAUGAAGCACUGUUGAAGAUUAAGAUGGCGUUCCGUCCAGGGGUUGUGGACAUGACAGAGGAUCAACUCGCCGUUAACAGCAAUGCCAUCACGCUACAAGGAAACAACCUCGACCUCGACGCCUUGCUCCCCGACAUCAAUUGGAAUAUGGACUACGAAGAUCGGCCAGUACAGCCUGGCGGGCAGCAUAUUGCACGCGUGGCGGACAUCACGCUGGCCACCGCGGACGAUUUCCAGUUCGACUUCGACGAGCCAGGCUACGGCUUUGACCUCGGUCCGUCCGACGGCAUCGGUUCGCAGGAUUUCGAGGUUGAUCUCGGACUGGAUUUCGGUGACGGGCAUGUUAGCGUCCAGGGCACGCGCGCCGAGGACGACAGCAUGAGCGUCGAGGUGGGACGAGAUGCAGCGCCUCCGAGGGCGAUGCGGGAGUCAUUGGAUUCGCACCUCCUGGGGCGGCGCGGGGUGGAUGAAGAUGUUGAUAUGCUCUCGAAUAAGAGCAGGGAGCCGUCCGCGCAUCCCUUUGAUGCCGACAUGAAUUUGGAUUUUGGUCCGGAUAUUGGAGGGAUGGACCUUGACCUUGGGAUCAACUUUGGUGAUAACGUCCCCAGCGAGCAUGCGCCCACACCGCGUCUCACUCCCUCCCGUGCAUCCUCCCCUCUUACGGAACCUCCCCAGACUCCUCCGCCGGACGUCGAAUUGACUCCACGGGCCGACGCACAAGCAGCAAAGGCGAAGAAGAAGAAAGACAAGAAGCAGAUCAUCGACUCCGUCACAGAGCUCGCCGACGGUCCCGGUGCGAGAGUCGGCCGGGGACACAAUGCCGGCCUGGAAUCGCAACCGAAAGACGUGAGCAACAUCGUGAUGGAGCACCACUACCUGCCGCGGUCUCCGCUCGUCAUGCGCCUGCUGGAGAUUCGCGACGACCCCCUCGCACACUUCCUUCCCACUAAAGUGACACCUGCCGGGACGUUCUUCUGCGCCGCGCCGCCUGGGCUCGCACCAGAGCUGGCAGAGAUGUUUAUGCGGCCAGUGCAGAAUCUUGCUCCGCCGAAGCGCCGCGGUGCGUCUCCCGAGAAGAGCCCCAACAAGAGACGCCGUACCGAGGGCAGCGUGGCUGGUGAGGACGAGGUGGAGCUGGCGCGUCGCGCGGGGAGCGUGGCGCCGAGCAUGGCGUUGGGCAGCGACGUACUUGGACGGGCGAGCAUUGGGCCAGGCGUGAACGACUUCGGCUUUGACAAUACUGGAGGUGUUGAAGAUUUCCAGAUGGAGGUCCCGGAGUUUGAGAUGGGUGCAGUGCCAGGGAUGGAGCGGGCGCGCUCAAAGUCUCUUGCGCUCUCCGCACUGAGCCGUUUGUCUACCCCCGCUCCCGAGGGAGCGGCUGUGGAGGAGGGCGAGGAAACCUACGCGGACGUAGCAUGCCCCAUUGCGGCAUUUGACGACCGCUCGUCACGUUCGCAAACACAGAGCGAGGAGGGGUCGAGCGACGACGGGAAGGGCUACAGCAGGAACACCGUUAAGGCGCUGUCGAUCAUCCGCAGAGAGCUGCGGCCGACUCCCGGAGAAGAACACGACGAAGAAAAGGUGCUGAGCUUCAAGAAGAUGUCCGAGAAGGCUACUCGUCGAGCAGCCUCGUCGUUCUUCUUCGAGCUCCUCGUCCUCGGCACCCGUGACUGUGUCAAGCUGUCACAGGAAGUGCCGUUUGAGAAUAUCGAGGUGCGGGCGAAGGAUAGACUGUGGGACCGCCAGCGACACACGUCUGUCGCUCCCUCCGUUGUGUCGGCGUUGCGGCAGAGCUCUGUCGCGCCCUCUGUUACAUCUCCUAGGCGGCGUGGCUCCGUGGCUCCGUCGAUUGGUUCAGCUCUCGGGCUAUGA